UGAAUGGAUAUAGAAAUGGAUAAAUACUUUAGUCUAUGGAUAUAUAUUAUCAUUGCUUGUUCUUAUACAGAGUGCUGAUUGAUGAUAUUUCUUAGCCUGUCUAUAGCUGCAGGAUGACAACAUCAACACCACUUAUCAAAGAAAUUAAAUCAAAAAUAAUCAGCUUCUCUGCUCAUACUCAUAUUGCACUCUUUAUGGUCACCCUUAUUCAAUACAAUAAUAUAUCUCAUCCCUUGACGCAGAUCUUCUGCUUCGCUUCUUUUUUAAUCCGCCACGUGAAGGGAUCUUCUCCUGUUUCGUCUUUGCCCAGACCAAAAGUCUCCAUUCGGCACGCGACACCUCGUUCACCACCACCAUGCACCGGUUUCUCUAACUACCUCGCCAAUUGAAGUCCAUUCUAUCGAGGCCCCUUCUUCCUGUUACCCUAUGGGACUUCGGUCCUAGUCUGCAUGACACGCAAGCGACCGUUGGCAAGACACAGCG
Molecule: messenger RNA, 483 nt
Organism: Aspergillus wentii DTO 134E9
Lineage: Eukaryota; Fungi; Ascomycota; Eurotiomycetes; Eurotiales; Aspergillaceae
Exons: 1
Coding region: 114-389 (91 amino acids)
Source: RefSeq, a predicted model, not a curated record